Messenger RNA from Ananas comosus (pineapple), 1397 nucleotides. RefSeq lists its product as uncharacterized. The transcript has 2 exons. The record is from RefSeq and is a predicted model, not a curated record. NCBI's taxonomy places the organism in Eukaryota, Viridiplantae, Streptophyta, Magnoliopsida, Poales, Bromeliaceae. The coding region runs from base 173 to 1021 and encodes 282 amino acids.
CCCUCCCCGUCCCCAUUUGCCCAUUUCUCUCCCUCCCGCUUUUCCAUUUUCGUUCCCACCAGUAUUGUUAUUAUUGUUGUUAUUAUUGUCGUCGUCGUCGUCGCUAGCUGAUUCGUGUUAAUUCCUACAUAUCGAUCUCUCCCUCUCCGGCCCUUGCGCCCUUUCGACCCCGAUGGCGCCGCGCCGCCUCUUCGCGUGCUUCGGGCGCGGCGGCGGGGCGUCGUCCGCGACCGGCGGUGCGUCUCCGGAGGCGAACGCGACGGCGGAUCUGACGGCGGAGGAGCAGCGGCGGAUGGGGCCGGUGCUGGUGGAGCUGUUCGUGUCGCAGGGCUGCGCCGCGUCGCCCGAGGCAGAGGCCGUGGUCGCCGCCCUCGCCCGCGGAGGCCAGGAGGACAACGACGAGGAGGGGGUGGGGGUGGGGUUGGGGGUUGUGGCUCUGGCGUUCCACGUGGAGUACUGGGACUACCGGGGCUGGAAGGACCCCUUCGGGUCGAGCAUGUGGACGGUGCGGCAGAAGGCCUUCGUGGAGGCGCUGCGCCUCGACACGCUCUUCACCCCGCAGGCCGUCGUCCACGGCCGCGCCCACUGCCUCGGCGCCGACCGCGAUGCCAUCAUCUCCGCCGUCCAAUCCGCCCCCCGCUUCCCCUCCCCCACCAUGCAGGCGACGUUCCAGCGGCCAUCUCCAGAAACACUGCAGGUGUCAUUCAGUGGCCAGCUGCGCACCAAGGUGGACAGCCACGGCGCGGACGUGAUGGUGGCACUGUACGAGAACGGGCUGGUGACGGACUGCACGCGGGGGGAGAACAAGGGCCGCGUCCUCCCCAACGACCAUGUCGUCCGCCACCUCCAGAAGCUACUCUCCGUAAAGGACGUCUCUGCCAAGAAGAACCUCUCCGGCUCCGUUCAGUUUGCUUUGUGGGAUGGAUUCAAUCCCACUAAGUGCGGCCUCGUCCUCUUUGUCCAGAACUCCUCGCUCCAGACCUUUGGUGUGCAGCACAUUUUGCUUCCGGAAACUCUCUGAACCCUACUACGACCAUGCGUGCAAAUCCUAUAUUGCUGCUGACUCAAGGCGGGGAGUCAUUGAGCGGGAUUCGACAAAAGAUGCUAGCCGGAUGUAUUUCUUACUGGUCCAGUGUAUGGAUUUCUGUGGAUGGAUUGUGUGUUGUGUUCUGCUUAUGUAUUAUGGGAUCUAUUGAUUUGUUCUUUGAUAUAUCUUUAAUUUUAUUUUUUUUUAUUUUUAUUUUUUCCAUAUGGGUUUGAUAUGAUGCUGAUGGGAGAAAUAUAGAAAGGGGACAUGCAAUUCAAAUGGGAGUAUUAUAGAUUGAUAGUGUUGUUUAUUGUGUUCUUAUGAACUAUGAACUUAAAAUGAGGAUGUAUUAUAUUGCCCAAUUUGUUGU